Helianthus annuus (common sunflower) is the source of this 621-nucleotide messenger RNA. RefSeq lists its product as uncharacterized. NCBI's taxonomy places the organism in Eukaryota, Viridiplantae, Streptophyta, Magnoliopsida, Asterales, Asteraceae. The coding region runs from base 1 to 621 and encodes 206 amino acids. The transcript has a single exon. The record is from RefSeq and is a predicted model, not a curated record.
AUGAAUUUUCUCUCCUUUAAUAUUCGCGGUAUUGGGGGUGCUGAGAAGCCAGGGUGGUUAAAAAAAGUCAAGUCGGAUUUUGGUAUACAUUUCUUGUCUCUGCACGAAACUAAAAAACAAGGGGUCUCAGUUCUGGAUGUCUCGGGGUAUUGGGGUAAUAAGAGUUUUAGUUUAGAAAGUGUUGAUGCGGAGGGAUUAUCGGGUGGUCUUGUUUGUAUGUGGGACAAGUCCGUCUUCUCUCAGACUGGUGUUAACAGGAAUAGGAAUUUCUUACAUGUGAGAGGCAAACUCUCUGGCAGUAGUGAAGUGGUUAAUGUUUUGAAUGUUUGCGCUCAUCAGGGAGUGUCAGCUAAGAAAUCUUUAUGGGAUAUGAUUUCUCAGCUUAUAGCUGAACAUGAUGGGUUUUGGAUUGUCUCGGGGGAUUUUAACGCAGUUCGUUAUAGUGAAGAAAAGAAGAACUGUGGGUUUAAACAAAAUUGUGCCAACAAUUUUAAUUCUUUUAUCUUUGAUUCUGGCCUCUUGGAGUAUAAUUUGAUUGGUAGAAAAUUCACGUACAGCAAGGAGAACGGGAGGAAAAUGAGCAAGUUGGAUAGGUUCUUGGUGAACCAUAGUUUUUUUUAA